Anguilla anguilla (European eel) is the source of this 2269-nucleotide messenger RNA. Its product is annotated as phospholipase A and acyltransferase 4-like. Gene Ontology annotation, cellular component: cytoplasm. The coding region runs from base 1630 to 2130 and encodes 166 amino acids. The transcript has 5 exons. Gene Ontology annotation, biological process: N-acylphosphatidylethanolamine metabolic process. The record is from RefSeq and is a predicted model, not a curated record. NCBI's taxonomy places the organism in Eukaryota, Metazoa, Chordata, Actinopteri, Anguilliformes, Anguillidae. Gene Ontology annotation, molecular function: glycerophospholipid phospholipase A1 activity; A2-type glycerophospholipase activity.
GGUGCCAACCUGGCAACCGGCUGCGACAAGCGCACAUGCAUACUUGCAGCCUGUUGAUUCGCCAGCUUUACUUUGAUCAGCAUGCACAUGGGGUCCCCGGGAGUUUGAGAACCACUGCUCCACGGUAACAGUUUGGUGUCAGAGUGGGAUACGUAGGACCCCUUUCAAAGAACCUAUGCCUGCAAGAAGACGACCGAUGGAACAAGUGUCCUGGUUUGAAUACCCUACAACGUGAGGGCAGACCCGGGGAAUGUAUCUGGUCGCCGGGAUGGUACCGAGUACCUCCUCCUCCCCUGUGCCUUGCUGGUGCCAUUGUGUCACCGGACUUUGAGGUCUCCGUGAUCAGCGGGCUCUAGCUGAGGGCAGACCUACAGCCCGAACGGGUAGAAGACACCAUGGUAUCAGAGAGAGACCUGGUUCCUACCUGGCGCUUGACGACCUUUAGGUUACAAGACCAGCUCCUUGCCCAUUGUACUACACUGCCGCCCACAUCUCAUUACACAUUCACACAGCAAACAGUCGUGCAAACGUGUACUUCUGGGGGCGUGUCAGAGAACAGAGUGGGUCACGGAACCUUCUAGCAGCUUCGGUGAUUGAGAAAUCCCCCCGCUGGCUGCUCUCACUUCGUUAUUGCAGUUUCAGCACAAACACGGCUCCUGCUGUGUACCAACAGCGUUAAAUGCGUUUAAAGAUAUUCAAGCAUACAAAGUUGUAAGGCAGGACAGUGUUAAAUUCACUCUGUAUUAACAUAUUUGUGAUGUGUGGCUGUAAGAAUAAAUCCUCCCUCCAUAAACAUUAGGAGCAUUUCAGGGAAAACAAUUAACAGCCCACCAUACGUAAGGAAUUUCUGUUACGGACGGAAUGAAAACGAGCAGAGGUCCAGGACUGAGCUUGGGAAACUGCAUUCCUUCCAUUGUCUGCACUUCAUUCUUGUAGAACAUUAUGGUUGGGAAUGCUCAGAGGCACGCCCAGGGACAGAGCUUCCACUGACACCGGUGUUGACUUCGCUGAAGCCCCUUUGUGAGCAUCUGUAAUAUUUAACAAAUUGGAACAUUUCAGCUUCAAUGGUAGGCAGACAGAGACAGUUAAUGUUAAUAUGCUGCUGACCUUCUGCUUGGCAGUGUCUCGGGCAUGUAUGGUAUUGAGGCCCAUCUCGUGAAAUAUGUUGCAGGAGAGAGUUUCAUCUGGUUAGAGUAUGAAAUCUGUAGUAGUAGUUGUUUGGGGCCCUUGAAGACCAGCAGGAAUCUCUGUGUGUUUCUUAUCUUCAGAGAAGUUCCUUUUUCCACUUUCACUGCAGCAACAGCAGCAGUGUGUUCUUGGACUGCACUCCCCCUGCCCUGCAGGUGGUGUUCCACUUUCCUUCAAUGUGUAUUCAUCUGUGAGGGUCAGAGUUAGAGAGAGUUAAACAUUAUACAUUUCAAAUAACUCCUGUCGUUAAGCUGAGGGUCAUGCGUCAGUCAUAAACUGCAAAUUAUGAUCAUGCAAAGCGAGGUGUUAUCGUGGAGACUCAAGCAGAAACUGAAAGUUUGCUUAAGAAAUUGGCCUUUUGGCCAAAUAAAAGGAGAACAGCAGUGAAAUCGUCAGCCCACAUUCGUUUCAGUGUCAUUUUGUGUGGACAUACAAAAGUCAAUGGACUACAAGGAACAGGUGAGAGAAGUUGUGUCCAAGGCCCAGUUUGGAGAUUUAAUCGAAUUCUCGUACCCGAUUGGAUUCUCGCAUUGGGGCGUGUACGAUGGUGACGGGCACGUGAUCCAUUUUGCUGUGCCAGAUGAGGAACCUUCAUUUUGGAGUUGGAUCCGUGCCAAAAUCAAUGAAGCGAUUCCCGUUUCCGGGGAUAUACUAAUCGGCAGGACCCAGAUAAGACGGCAGCGCGUCGCCGAUGUUAACGUACCCAGCGGGGCUCACGUUAUGAUCAGCAACCACAGUCACGCGUUCCGCCCGUCUCCCGUGGAAGAAAUGCGGCGCCGUCGGGACGCGCUGCUGGGACGGGAGUUUCAGUACAAUCUCAUCCACCUCAACUGUGAACACUUCGCCACUUUUGUGCGGUUCGGCAAAGCCGUGUGCAACCAGUUUCCAGGAAGGACUGACGUGGAGUGCAAGGAGGCAACAGAGAUGUUCCGAAGCAUUUGACUCCUAAUCUUGAAAAGGGCGGGAAAAGGGCGGAGUUCGAUACACGUUUUCUUUUGAUAAUAUAAUGUGUGUCUUAUAAUAAAAAUGUACAUGUUCCCCCUUCUUAGGAGCUGAUUAAACAUGGAACAGUGUCUCAGGC